GAGCUCGCGUGUGCGUCACAGUGCUCCAACCCGUGGCGGGUACGUUUGUCCGGUGCUUUGGACCGGCAGACAGCGAGAGAGCGGAGUUGGCGUUAGCUGUGGUGCAGUGAAAACUGUCUUUGAGCGGCCGCUCUGGUCUCCGUCUUUCUCUGGUGCAGAAUCUCUCCUGGGUCACGGCCCCGCCCACCCUUUCACCCUGCGGGAGGAAGUGCGCUUGCGUGCCGGGGUAAUGGGCUGAGUGCUCAGCUCCCUUGUUUCCCCGGGUCCCCAGAGACAGUCCGCCAUGUCCCUCAAGUGUGAUGUGUUGAGUCAAGAUGAACUGCGCAAAAAGCUGUACCAGACGUUUAAGGAUCGGGGUAUAUUGGACACACUUAAGACACAACUCCGAAAACAGCUAAUUCAUGAAUUGAUGCAUCCUGUAUUGAGUGGAGAAGUGAAGCCUCCAUCCAUUUCAGUGGAAGGGAGUGCCCUCCUAAUAGGCGCUUCUAACUCGCUGGUGGCAGAUCACUUACAAAGAUGUGGCUAUGAAUAUUCACUUUCUGUGUUCUUUCCAGAAAGUGGUUUGGCAAAAGAAAAGGUAUUUACUAUGCAGGAUCUAUUACAGCUCAUUCGAAUCAACCCCUCAUCCAAUCUGUACAAAUCAUUGAUUUCAGGAUUUGAUAAAGAAAACCAAAAAGGUUUUCUUAUGAGUUUCUUAAAGGAAUUGGCAGAAUAUCAUCAAACUAAAGAGAGCUGUGACGUGGAAACGCAAACAAGUGACACAUUUCCUAGCAAAGUAUCCCUAGCUGAGAAGUUUCAGCUUAUCGAUGAACAAUUUGCAGAUGCUUUUCCUCACCGUCCCAAGCUAGAAUCUUUAGAGACAAAGUUAAAUGAAUAUAAGAGAGAAAUACAACACCAGCUUCAGGUAGAAAUGUGUCAAAAGUUGAAGUAUUUUAGAGAAGCUGAAAUAACAAAAGUUAAGAUGGAAGAGAAAAGAAAGUUUGAAAAAGAAAUGGCUGAGUUCCGGAAUGAAUUUGAAAGAAUUUGUCAAGCUAAAAAUGAAGCCCUCAUUUCUCAGGAAAAAAACACCCUGGAAAGAAUUAAAAAGCACCGAGAGAUUGAAACAAAAGAAAUUUAUACUCAAAGACAACUUCUACUAAAUGACAUAGAUUUGCUUAGAGGUAGAGAGGCAGAGCUGAAGGAAAGAAUUGAAGCUUUUGAAUUGACCCAGAAGCUCCAAGAAGAAAAAUAUAAAAGUGAAGCUGAGGCACUUCAGAGACGGGAACAGAAUCUGAAGAACAUUGAGGAGACCUAUGAUCAGAAGCUCAAAACUGAACUUUUAAAAUACCAACUGGAACUAAAGGAUGACUACAUCGCUAGAACAAAUAAACUACUAGAAGAGGAAAGGAAGAAUAAAGAAAAAACAAUUCAUUUGCAAGAGGAACUCACACUUAUUAAUUCAAAAAAGGAAGACCUCACUAAAUCUGUAAAUCGUAUGAAAGAAGUUGAGCUGGAGCUAGAGUCUGUCAAAGCCCAGUUUUUGGCAAUGUCAAAACAAAACCACUUGCUGAAUGAAAAGAUGAAAGAGAUGAGUGAUUACCCAUUACUGAAAGAAGAGAAAGUGGAGCUUCAGGCACAAAAUAAAUUACUUAAACAGCAACUGGAAGAGACUAGGAAUGAGAACUUACGUCUCCUAGACCGUAUAACUCAGCCACCUCCUGAGCUUUUGGUUUUUCAGAAAGAAUUACAGAAAGCAGAACAUGCUAUGGCACUGGAGCACAAGGAAUUUGAAACUCAUAGGCAAGCCCUGCAGAAACAGCUACAGAGUGAAAUUGAACAUUCUACACAUUUAAAGGCCCAGAUAUUAGACUACGAUGCUUCUGUUAAAAGGUUAACCAUUCAGGUUGCUGAUUUAAAAUCACAACUCAAACAAACUCAGACAGCCUUAGAGAAUGAAGUGUUCCGAAAUCCAAAGCAGUCUUUGACCCUUCAUUCCCUGAGUGGUCUAGUGAGUGGCAAGAUGGCGCCUCACAAUGGGGAUACAAGUGGGGAUUUCUUGAAUGCACCUCUUGAACAGAACAAGGUUAUGGCAGGUGCAGUUAUGUCAAGGGUCCUACCUUAUGCAAAUACAGCAACAGAGGCUGGUUCCCCAGACUCUGACCUUGAGUUCUUAGCCAGUAGCACUAAAGCCAAAGUGAGGGAGCUAGAGCAAGAGGCUGAACGCUUGGAAAAGGCUUUCAGAAAUUACCAUCGAAGAGUUACUCGGAAUCCUACUGUGAGUCCUCAGCCAGCAAAGAGUCCUUCAUCUGUAUACUCACUAGGAGCUCUCAGAAGCAUAGCUUCCAGUUCCAUGGACAGAUGUGUUUCUGCAGAGGACAGAGUUGUCUCUGAACAGCCUCUUGUGGACGUGCUAAAGGAAGAAAAGAGUGACGUGUCCAGAGCGUUCAUGGGCAGUGUAGCUUCACGGCAUCGCAGGACCUCUUCCUCCACACGCCUCUCCUCUACACCCCAUCCAAAAUCGAGAAGAAGCCUUGAUAAUGAAAUGUAUCUGGAAGGUCUUGGUAGACUACACGUUGCUUCCUCCAGCCCUUGUCUUGACAGAGCAGCUGGGUCACAUGUUGCUUCCUCUAGUCCUUGUCCUGACAGAACAACAGCCCAGCCAUCACCUCUUCCAUCUAGGCACAGUUUCUCUGAUCGUUCUUUCUCCAGCGCUUCACAGAAAAAUGCCUGCUUUUAUCAAAGACAAACUGAAACUCAAGACAAAAGCGAAUUUUCAAAUGUGGACAAGCAAUCUUUGAAAGAUAAUGAGGAGUAUGGACCACCUUUCAGAUGGACCAAGCCAGAACAGUCUGAAGCAGAAGGAGUCUACCCUGCUGGUGACAUGCCUAGCAUAGAUCUUGCUGCAGCUACUGUGCCUUCCAGACCAAUUUCAUAUGACUGUCCAGGUGCUGGUCAAAGCCAAACUAGAGAACAAGAAGAACAACAGCUAUGGGAACUGCACAUGAAAGAACGGAGGCAGAGAGAAGAACAAAGGCAGUAUGAACGGCAAGAAGCUCUAGAGAGGGAAAGAAGAGAGCUGGAAAAACUGGAGCAGGAGCGGAGGAUGAUUGAAGAAUCACUGAAGGUUGAAAUAGAAGAAGAAUUAGAAAAAAGUGUUCAAGAACAGAAAGACAAAUCAGCUCCUGGUGAAAAUCCUUUAGAGAAAUACAUGAAAAUCAUCCAGCAGAGACAGGAGCAAUCAAAUGCAGAUAAGAGCUCAAAAAAAUCAGCCAUAGAAUACUCACUAGUGGACACGAUGGCACCUAGUGAUAAGGAUGAAAGGUAUGAUUUCUCUCAAACAUUAUGUCCUUCAGGCGAACCAUUAUUGCUCAUUUUGUCAGCUAAAAAUGAUCAGGUAGUUGGGCUUGCCUUAAAUUACUGAAUCAGUAAAAAUAACUGACUUUUGAAAGUUGGGCAUAGUAGUGUACGCAGCAUUCAGGAGACUGAGGCAGGAAGAUCAAGAGUUUGAAGUUACUUGGGCUACAUACUGAGUCUCUCAAAUAAUCAAUUUAAAAGGGAUGGAGAUUUAGCUCAGUUUAGUAGUGUUUAGCUAGAAUGCGGGGAUCCCUGGGUUCAAUCUCCAACACCUCUUAAAGAAGGUGUGGUGUUGCAUGCCUAUAAU
Molecule: messenger RNA, 3640 nt
Organism: Microtus ochrogaster (prairie vole)
Lineage: Eukaryota; Metazoa; Chordata; Mammalia; Rodentia; Cricetidae
Gene: Ofd1
Product: OFD1, centriole and centriolar satellite protein
Exons: 22
Coding region: 284-3400 (1038 amino acids)
Biological process (GO): epithelial cilium movement involved in determination of left/right asymmetry
Cellular component (GO): centrosome; ciliary basal body
Molecular function (GO): protein binding
Source: RefSeq, a predicted model, not a curated record